AGUUAAAAAUGAGUAACAGAUAUUUUGUUCAAGAAAAGUUUUACAAUUUUACAAACUCAACAAAUUUUUUUAUUGAAACUUCUAUGAUUUCCUCGAACACCGAAAAUUGCAAAAUGGUCAUCUCCCUAAAAACAAUUUUUUAUUCUUUGUUAAUGAUACUUAUCUUAUUGGCGAGUGUAAUGGGUAACAUAGUUGUUGUGACUGCUAUCUUAAUAUCGAAAGGGUUACGAAGAAAAACAACCAUGAACUUUGUCAUCAGUUUAGCAUUUUCAGAUCUCCUGUUAUCAUGUUUUAAAAUUCCGAUCAUUAUACUGACAAUUUUAAAAAAUAUGGAUUUUUGUCAGAGUCUUGCAGCAUGUUAUUUAUUUAUCAUUACCGAUGUUGUUGGAAAUGUUGCGAGUAUAUUAAAUUUGUUGUUAAUAGCUAUUGAUAGAUUUAUUGCAGUGUCAUUUCCGUUUCGAUAUUCUGAUUGGAUAACGUUGAAGCGUACAAAAAUUCUAUCAACUGGAAUAUGGUUGUUUGCAUUUUUCUGGAGCGCCGCUGGUUUGUUUAAAUGGGACAAUGUCAAAAAGCAAGCUACUACAAUAGACAGAGGUGUUUGUAAAAAUACUAAUCUUGUCUAUUACGCCGUUUCAUUUUAUGGCAUCUACAUCACUGCAUUAAUAAUAAUGACAUGUAUUUAUCUGAAAAUUCUCCACGUUGCCAAGGGCCAUAUCGAUGCAAUAGACGCUGUAACACCUGCUCAACACAACCCUCAUUCAGCAAGUAUUAAAGAGCAGCUACUAAAAGAUAAGCGUAAAAAGAGAUUAAGUCGCGAACUAAAACUGACCAAAUCAUUUGGAAUUGCGUACCUUGCUUUUUUAGCUUGUUGGCUUCCAUCUUGUAUUAUUAACAUCAUCAUUAAAAUUGAUCAAGACUACUUUCAAAAUUUGAAACGCUCUCAUCCAACUUUAUUCGAUUUUUUAUACUAUUUUUCAAUUAUUAUCUUGCCCUCAAUGAACACCAUGCUUAACCCUAUCAUAUAUAGCUUUUAUAAUCAGCAUUUUUUAAGAGCUUUUAAAGAUGUGGUUAACAAGUUCAUAAUGAAAAGAAACACGUUUGCUGAAAGAAAAUCAACAAAAGUUACCUCAGUUAACGUUUAUAAUUUCAACCACAUACAUCAAAAAAAAACUUUUUAAAA
Molecule: messenger RNA, 1180 nt
Organism: Hydra vulgaris (swiftwater hydra)
Lineage: Eukaryota; Metazoa; Cnidaria; Hydrozoa; Anthoathecata; Hydridae
Product: tyramine receptor 1
Biological process (GO): chemical synaptic transmission; G protein-coupled receptor signaling pathway, coupled to cyclic nucleotide second messenger
Cellular component (GO): dendrite; plasma membrane
Molecular function (GO): neurotransmitter receptor activity; G protein-coupled serotonin receptor activity
Source: RefSeq, a predicted model, not a curated record